This is a messenger RNA of Talaromyces proteolyticus, 1374 nucleotides long. RefSeq lists its product as uncharacterized. The record is from RefSeq and is a predicted model, not a curated record. The transcript has a single exon. NCBI's taxonomy places the organism in Eukaryota, Fungi, Ascomycota, Eurotiomycetes, Eurotiales, Trichocomaceae. The coding region runs from base 1 to 1374 and encodes 457 amino acids.
AUGACGAGAACGCACUCGACUGUGCCUGUCCUUUUCGCUUCCCCCGAAUUUGCCUCGUGGACAGAUCCAUCUAGCUCGCUCCUUGCAGAAUGGGUGAAUCCGUUGCUUAAGAGUAUCCAUCACCGUGAAUUGCCGAGUGUCGUCUACACUGUCGUGGCUGUGGUAGACAAGAUAUCGACUUUGCAAAGCAACCGUCCUAGAGUGCCAUUGGGUGCCGCGGGACUAUCGCUUCUGCUAGUCGAUAGCUCUGCGAUAGCUGUUUCAGCGUCACAACCAGCCCAUGUCAGAAGUAGCAGUCCUGCCGAACCUGCUUUCUUUUUUUCGACGCCGCGUACUUCCGAUUCCGCCGAGAACGAAGAUGACAACCAAUAUGCCCGCGAAGUGGGACUACGGCUCACCAAUACAAUAUUUGUGAACGGAAAAGAUAGAACGUUACUAGGGCUUCGAUGGAUCUAUGAUGCAGCAUCUAAGGGCUAUGUCCUAGAUAAUUGGAAGGAUCUAUCAAUCUGCGACAUCAGAUAUCCCGCUAGUGAAGCGCGCAGCUCUAUCACCGUUCCCCUCCGUCCAGUUACCCAGCGUCGAAGCGUUGUGUCUAGUAUGGGUAACAUUUUGCGGCAGCUAUCUAGCAAGUCGUCCCCAAUUCCCGCCUCCUCAGAGCUAGAGAAGGAGCUUCCCAGAUAUGUCAGCGAGCUUGGCAUACCACAUCAGAGAGUAGCAGUCUGGGCUCUUGUCGAACCGUUGAAUGCACUUCUCUCGGAGAAAUAUGGUAGAAAUGACUUGAACCAGUCAAUUCUGAAUGGAAACAGAAUCCAUCGUGUCGUGAGCGGCGGUGGGGGAUGGGGCAAGAAGCAAGGCCUGCUAUCUCUAGACCCAGAAGUUAGUUUUUGGGAUCAGUUUACAUCUUCACAGCAGAAUCCAGUUUCAUUGGACCAGACAUUCGUCACACAGUCUCCUCAUAGCGUCGAGCCCGACGACAAUCUUGAUAUAUCAGAACUACUCGGCCAGGGACUGGAAGAAGAUAUUGCCUCACUGUCUCACGUCGCUCCUGUCGGAGAUAACAUUCAAUUUUUCGUUGCUACUGAGCCAGAAGUGGUUGAAAAUAACACGGAACUGCCAGAAGACAGGAAUAACAGUCCUCUUUCGUGUUCAUUCGCCGUGGGUGCAUCCGUCGGAACAGAGCUGACGAUUCCAUCAUCCUCAUCUCAAGACACGUCCUCCGAUGACAUGGUUGUUAUACCCAACCACUUCGGGGGUCUUUCUGAGACGGCAAUCAGCUAUUCAACGAAAUCAUCGGGCUUGUCCCCGAACGGUAGAGUAUGUCGAACAAAACUGUCCGUUCCUGGAUCUCGGGUUGAAAUCUUCUGCUACGAAUGA